AUGGAGUGUCCAAAAUUAAAGAAGCAAGAAGAAAAGAUUAAGAAGAAAAAGAAGGUCUUGAAAGCCAUAUGGGAUGAAUCAUCUUCAAGUUCAUUAGAAGAAGAUAAAAGGAAGAGCCCAAGGCACGUGACACUCAUGGCCUUAAGCCAUGUGGAAGCUAGCGAAGGUGAAGAUAAUCAUAGGGAGGAUGCAGAAUCUUCAAGUGAGUUAUCAUCUAGUGAUGAUGAGAAUGAAAAUGCACCAUGUGAAAUUUGCAUGCAUUAUGAAAAUGACAUUAUUGAAUUUGAUGGCCUUAAGAAUGAGAAUGCAUCUUUGAAAUUGCAAGUUGAUGAUCUUAGAGGAAUGAAGCACGGAGAUACGACCCCUCGUCCGCGUCGUGGUCCGGGGCGACCCCGGAAGCAGCCUAUCGAGUCAGUAGAGGUUGAGCCAGAGGAGCACGAGGCGGAUUCUGUUGGGGAUCCUGCAGGCGUGGAGGUUGACAGUAGCCGACAGACUCCUCAGACUUCUAUGAGAAAUCCGGGUGUUCAGACUCAGGCGGUUUCUCCGAGAUUACCCCCAGUUAUCCCUACUCCGGUUGCUACUCCUUGGGUGAGGGAUAGAGCCCGUAUCCCAUUAUUGGCUCGGUCGGUGAAGGAUCGAUUUACUCUAUUUCAUGGGGUUCCCGACCCGACGGUUGCUCGGUCUUGGUUGGGAAAUGUGGAGGAUACUUUCGAGUACAUGUCGUGUACCGAAGAAGAAAAAGCCGAAUUAGCUGCGUACCACCUUCGAGAUCAGGCUGUUACAUGGUGGAAGAUGCAGAAGACACUGUUUGGAGACCAGAGCAUUACAUGGACUUUAUUCCGAGAGGCAUUCGAGAGACAGUAUUUCCCAGCUCCUUAUCGGAUGGCACGCCGACAGGAAUUCUUACAUCUGAAGCAGGGUGACCGGUCUGUGAUGGAGUAUGAUGCGGAAUUUAACCGGUUGGCUGAGUACUGCCCUCAUUUAGUUGCCCAGGAGAGCGAUCGGUUAGAUCAGUUCACUCAGGGUCUUGCAGUAUAUAUCCGUAUCAGGAUGUCUGGCUUCACUCCUAGUACGUACCGGGAGGCGUUGGAUAGAGCUCUGAUGAUUGAGAUGACACAACAGCAAAUUUCCCUAGAAAAAGGAAAGGAUAAGCAAAGUGCUCAGGGUACGACUCCGACUCAGAAACAACAGAACCAAGGUCAGAAGAAACGGAAGAAGUGGCAGGGAUCCCGGGCUACUUCGGGGGCGUCCCAUCGAUCAUCGAAGACAAGACGAUCAUCUGUUGGUUCUUCUAGACCUCCGCAGAAGGAUUACUCUGGGGAACUCAGAUGUUUUAGAUGUGGUGCUGAGGGUCACGCUAAACCUAACUGCCCAUUGAGCCAAGAUAUAUGUUACUACUGCAAGCUUCCGGGGCAUGUGAGCCGCGAUUGUACUCUGAAGGCUCAGUUACAGGCUGCUAAGGUUACUCCUCAAGAAAGUCAUAAUACUCAGACUCGACGGCCGAAGGGACCACAGAAGACGCAGAGCACUCCACAUCAGCAGAGUAUACCACCUUCUCGGGCCCAGGUAUACCAUAUUCAGAGUCAGCAGUACCCAGCGGUACCUAUGGCUAUGCAGUAUUCCUCGGCUGUCCCGUCACAUCAGAUGCAUCCGGCACCUCAGUAUUUUCCGACGCCACCUAGCUCUUGUCCGGUGAUCCAGUCUCAGCAGUUAGCUACUACUCCAUCAGCACAGUUUCAGACUGGCACUGAGAUGCCGCCGGCAGGCACGGAGGCAGGACGGGUUUAUGCUAUUACUCGAGAGGAGGCACAGCGGGCCGAGGGAUCGGUCUUUCGGGGUAUGACUACUGUUUAUACUUUUCCUGCAGCAUUAUUGAUAGAUACUGGUAGUUCUCAUUCUUUCAUUUCUCGGAUAUUUCUGAGUAAGAUUGGUAGAUUACCGGUACGUCGGACUCAUACAUUAGCGGUUUCUUUACCCUCGGGAGAGGUAUUAAAUAUCAGUCAGGAGAUUAGAGAUUGUCCAUUGGGUUUCGAGGGUCAGACCCUUACAGUGGACUUGCAGGUUCUGGAUAUGUUAGACUUUGACAUCAUUUUGGGCAUGGACUGGUUGGCCAGAUAUUACGCUACCGUGGAUUGCAGCGCGAGAGUGGUUACAUUUAGACCUCCGGGUCUACCGUCCUGGGUUUUCAUGGGUACUAAGGAUGAGGGGAUUUCUAUCAUCUCAGCUAUGCAAGCUCAGAGAUUAUUGUCUCAAGGAUGCCAGGGGUAUUUGUUAUCUAUGAUUAAGACUGAUCAGGAUCAUACCCCACCGCUUUCUGACAUUCCUAUAGUUCGGGAGUACCCCGAUGUAUUUCCAGAGGAAUUACCUGGCUUGCCCCCAAAAAGGCAAGUGGAGUUCACGGUUGAGUUGAUUCCGGGGACAGUACCGGUAUCAAAGGCUCCAUAUCGCAUGGCACCUAAAGAACUGAAGGAGUUAAAAGUACAAUUACAGGAGCUACUGGAUAGAGGGUUUAUCCGUCCUAGCGUGUCUCCGUGGGGAGCUCCAGUACUCUUUGUGAAGAAGAAGGACGGAUCGAUGAGAUUGUGCAUCGACUAUCGGCAGCUGAAUGCUGUGACUAUUAAGAAUAAAUAUCCGCUGCCACGUAUAGAGGAUCUGUUUGAUCAGCUCAAGAAUACUUCAAAGACGACUGCUAUUACUCCAAGUUAUGCGUGGGAUAGUUUUGCUCGUGCACCUUUAACUGACAAGAAGCGUAGGUGA
Messenger RNA from Zingiber officinale, 2757 nucleotides. RefSeq lists its product as uncharacterized. Gene Ontology annotation, biological process: proteolysis. The transcript is spliced from 4 exons. Gene Ontology annotation, molecular function: aspartic-type endopeptidase activity; zinc ion binding; nucleic acid binding. The coding region runs from base 1 to 2757 and encodes 918 amino acids. The record is from RefSeq and is a predicted model, not a curated record. NCBI's taxonomy places the organism in Eukaryota, Viridiplantae, Streptophyta, Magnoliopsida, Zingiberales, Zingiberaceae.